UCGGGGCUUAGCUCUAUCGAAAGUGCUCGUCUGGGUGAUUUUUGAGCACCACAAUCUCGAAGUGCUGGCGUCCGAAUGCAUUUUCCUUUGCUUUGCAAAGAAGACUCGUGAACUUCAAAACCCUCCGAGGAGAAUUAUUAAUCCUGCUUUGCAGGAAAGGAAAACCCUCAAUCCCCGGCCACUGACUACCCCUCUCCGGAGACCCUGCGGUCGCCAGGGCGCUCCAAGCCGGAAGGGGACGCUUUGGGAAUGACCAUGCUCCACCGAGGGACAGAGCCAGCCCCCAGCUUCUCUACACAGAGCCUCCUCCACUAAAGCUCCAAAAAUCAAAAACCGUAAUUGCCAGAAGAAUCAUUAAAAAAAAAAAAAAAUAGUCCAGCCACUACCCUCACAUGCAAACGGAAUAAUCACUCUGGAUUCUGCAUUGUGAGCUGCUCUCCAUACCCUGAAUUACCUUUGAAUUCCAUCUUUUUUUUUUUCUUUGAAUUUGCAUCUCUUCAAGACACAAGAUUAAAACAAAAUUCAUGCUAAAUUGGAUUUGAAAUUAUCUUCCUUUUAUUUAUCCUUCGUCUUUCUUAUGUGGAUAUGCAAGCAAGAAGAGGCGACUGGACAUUCCCAACAUGCUUACUCCCUUAAUCUGUCCGUCUAGAGGUUUGGCUUCUACAAACCAAGGGAGUCGGCAAGUUGAAGAUGAAGCCCCGAGCAGAGUGCUGUUCCCCCAAGUUCUGGUUGGUGCUGGCUGUCCUGGCCGUGUCAGGCAGCAGAGCUCGUUCUCAGAAGAGCCCCCCCAGCAUUGGCAUUGCCGUCAUCCUCGUGGGCACUUCAGACGAGGUGGCCAUCAAGGAUGCCCACGAGAAAGAUGAUUUCCACCAUCUCUCUGUGGUGCCCCGCGUGGAGCUGGUAGCCAUGAACGAGACGGACCCAAAGAGCAUCAUCACCCGCAUCUGUGACCUCAUGUCUGACCGGAAGAUCCAGGGGGUGGUGUUUGCUGAUGACACAGACCAGGAAGCCAUCGCCCAGAUCCUUGACUUUAUUUCAGCCCAGACUCUCACCCCCAUCCUGGGCAUCCAUGGGGGCUCCUCGAUGAUCAUGGCAGACAAGGAUGAAUCCUCCAUGUUCUUCCAGUUUGGCCCAUCUAUUGAACAGCAAGCUUCUGUGAUGCUCAACAUCAUGGAAGAAUAUGACUGGUACAUCUUCUCUAUUGUCACCACCUACUUCCCUGGCUACCAGGACUUUGUAAACAAGAUUCGCAGCACCAUCGAGAAUAGCUUCGUGGGCUGGGAGUUAGAGGAAGUCCUCCUGCUGGACAUGUCCCUGGACGAUGGAGAUUCUAAGAUCCAGAACCAGCUCAAGAAACUUCAAAGCCCCAUCAUCCUCCUUUAUUGUACUAAAGAAGAAGCCACCUACAUCUUCGAAGUGGCCAACUCAGUAGGGCUGACUGGCUACGGCUACACGUGGAUUGUGCCUAGUCUGGUGGCAGGCGACACAGACACAGUGCCCUCGGAGUUCCCCACCGGGCUGAUCUCUGUGUCCUAUGACGAAUGGGACUAUGGCCUCCCUGCCAGAGUGAGGGAUGGAAUCGCCAUCAUCACCACCGCCGCCUCCGACAUGCUGUCCGAACACAGCUUCAUCCCUGAGCCCAAGAGCAGUUGUUACAACACCCAUGAGAAGAGGAUCUACCAGUCCAAUAUGCUAAAUAGGUAUCUGAUCAAUGUCACUUUUGAGGGAAGAAACCUGUCCUUCAGUGAAGACGGCUACCAGAUGCACCCGAAGCUGGUGAUCAUCCUUCUGAACAAGGAGAGGAAGUGGGAAAGGGUGGGGAAGUGGAAAGACAAGUCCCUGCAGAUGAAGUACUACGUGUGGCCCCGAAUGUGUCCUGAGACAGAAGAGCAGGAGGACGACCACCUGAGCAUCGUCACGCUGGAGGAGGCCCCGUUUGUCAUUGUGGAAAGUGUGGACCCUCUGAGUGGAACCUGCAUGAGGAACACAGUCCCCUGCCAAAAGCGCAUAGUCUCUGAAAAUAAAACGGAUGAAGAGCCAGGUUACAUCAAAAAAUGCUGCAAGGGGUUCUGUAUCGACAUCCUUAAGAAAAUUUCUAAAUCUGUGAAGUUCACCUAUGAUCUUUACCUGGUUACCAAUGGCAAGCAUGGGAAGAAAAUCAAUGGAACCUGGAAUGGUAUGAUUGGAGAGGUGGUCAUGAAGAGGGCCUACAUGGCAGUGGGGUCACUCACCAUCAAUGAGGAGCGUUCAGAGGUGGUCGACUUCUCCGUGCCCUUCAUAGAGACUGGCAUCAGCGUCAUGGUGUCACGCAGCAAUGGGACUGUUUCACCUUCUGCCUUCUUAGAACCGUUCAGUGCUGACGUGUGGGUGAUGAUGUUCGUGAUGCUGCUUAUUGUCUCGGCCGUGGCCGUCUUCGUCUUCGAGUACUUUAGCCCUGUGGGGUAUAACAGGUGCCUCGCCGAUGGCAGAGAGCCUGGCGGCCCAUCUUUCACCAUCGGCAAAGCUAUUUGGUUACUGUGGGGUCUGGUGUUUAACAACUCCGUCCCCGUGCAGAACCCAAAGGGGACCACGUCCAAGAUCAUGGUGUCGGUGUGGGCCUUCUUUGCUGUCAUCUUCCUGGCCAGCUACACUGCCAACUUAGCUGCCUUCAUGAUCCAAGAGGAAUAUGUGGACCAGGUUUCUGGCCUGAGCGACAAAAAGUUCCAGAGACCUAAUGACUUCUCACCCCCUUUCCGCUUUGGCACUGUGCCCAAUGGCAGCACAGAGAGAAAUAUUCGCAAUAACUACGCAGAAAUGCACGCCUACAUGGGGAAGUUCAACCAGAGGGGUGUGGAUGAUGCAUUGCUCUCCCUGAAGACAGGGAAACUGGAUGCCUUCAUCUACGAUGCAGCAGUGCUGAACUACAUGGCUGGCCGAGACGAAGGCUGCAAGCUGGUGACCAUUGGCAGCGGGAAGGUCUUUGCUUCCACUGGUUAUGGCAUUGCCAUCCAAAAAGAUUCUGGGUGGAAGCGCCAGGUGGACCUUGCUAUCCUGCAGCUCUUUGGGGAUGGAGAGAUGGAGGAGCUGGAAGCUCUGUGGCUCACGGGCAUCUGCCACAACGAAAAGAACGAGGUUAUGAGCAGCCAGCUGGACAUCGACAACAUGGCGGGUGUCUUCUACAUGCUGGGCGCGGCCAUGGCUCUCAGCCUCAUCACCUUCAUCUGCGAACACCUUUUCUAUUGGCAGUUCCGCCACUGCUUUAUGGGCGUCUGUUCUGGCAAGCCUGGCAUGGUCUUCUCCAUCAGCAGAGGUAUCUACAGCUGCAUCCACGGGGUGGCCAUCGAGGAGCGCCAAUCCGUGAUGAACUCCCCCACCGCGACCAUGAACAACACCCACUCCAACAUCCUGCGUCUGCUUCGCACGGCCAAGAACAUGGCCAACCUGUCUGGCGUGAACGGCUCCCCACAGAGCGCCCUGGACUUCAUCCGCCGCGAGUCGUCCGUCUACGACAUCUCCGAGCACCGCCGCAGCUUCACACACUCCGACUGCAAGUCCUAUAACAACCCGCCCUGCGAGGAGAAUCUCUUCAGUGACUACAUCAGCGAGGUGGAGAGGACUUUCGGCAAUCUGCAGUUGAAGGACAGCAAUGUGUACCAGGACCACUACCACCACCACCACCGGCCCCACAGCAUCGGCAGCACCAGCUCCAUCGACGGGCUCUACGACUGCGACAACCCGCCCUUCACCACGCAGCCCAGGUCCCUGGGCAAGAAGCCCCUGGACAUCGGCCUCCCCUCCUCUAAGCACAGCCAGCUGAGCGACCUGUACGGCAAGUUCUCCUUCAAGAGCGACCGCUACAGUGGCCAUGACGACCUGAUCCGCUCCGAUGUGUCCGACAUCUCCACGCACACGGUCACCUACGGCAACAUCGAAGGCAACGCGGCCAAGCGGCGGAAGCAGCAGUACAAGGACAGCCUCAAGAAGCGGCCGGCCUCGGCCAAGUCCCGCCGGGAAUUCGAUGAGAUCGAGCUGGCCUACCGCCGCAGGCCGCCCCGCUCCCCUGACCACAAGCGCUACUUCAGGGACAAGGAAGGGCUGCGGGACUUCUACCUGGACCAGUUCCGCACCAAGGAGAACUCGCCGCACUGGGAACACGUGGACUUGACUGAUAUCUACAAGGAGCGUGGCGAGGACUUCAAGCGCGACUCGGUGGGCGGAGGAGGACCCUGUACCAACAGAUCGCACCUCAAACACGGGACGGGUGACAAGCAUGGCGUGGUCGGCGGGGUCCCAGCCCCCUGGGAGAAAAACCUGACCAACGUGGACUGGGAGGAGCGCUCGGGGGGCAACUUCUGCCGCAGCUGCCCGUCCAAGCUGCACAACUACUCGGCCACGGUGGCGGGGCAAAAUUCGGGCCGGCAGGCGUGCAUCCGCUGCGAGGCGUGCAAGAAGGCCGGCAACCUGUACGACAUCAGCGAGGACAACUCCCUGCAGGAGCUGGACCAGCCGGCUGCCCCUGUGGCCGUGACGUCGAAUGCGUCCACCACCAAGUACCCCCAGAGUCCGACCAACUCCAAGGCCCAGAAGAAGACCCGGAACAAGCUGAGGCGACAGCACUCCUACGACACCUUCGUGGACCUGCAGAAGGAGGAGGCCGCCCUGGCCCCGCGCAGCGUGAGCCUGAAAGACAAGGGCCGCUUCCUGGACGGCAGUCCCUACGCGCACAUGUUUGAGAUGCCGGCCAGCGAGAGCACGUUCGGCAACGGCAAGGCGGCGGCGCCGGCCGCGGGACAUCACCAUCACAGCAACCCCGGCGGAGGCUACAUGCUCAGCAAGUCGCUCUACCCCGACCGGGUCACGCAGAACCCUUUCAUCCCCACUUUCGGGGACGACCAGUGCUUGCUCCAUGGCAGCAAAUCCUACUUCUUCAGGCAGCCCACGGUGGCUGGGGCGCCGAAAGCCAGGCCGGACUUCCGGGCCCUUGUCACCAACAAGCCGGUGGUCUCGGCCCUACAUGGGGCUGUGCCAGGCCGCUUCCAGAAAGACAUCUGUAUAGGGAACCAGUCCAACCCCUGUGUGCCUAACAACAAAAACCCCAGGGCUUUCAAUGGCUCCAGCAAUGGGCAUGUGUAUGAGAAACUGUCUAGUAUUGAGUCUGAUGUCUGAGUGAGGGAAGAGAGAGGCGAAGGUGGGUACGGGAGGGUUGGGCUGUGGGCGUGUGGUGCGCAUGUCACGGAGGGUGACGGGGGUGAACUUGGUUCCCAUUUGCUCCUUUCUUGUCGUUUUCAUUUAUUUAUGGGAUCCUGGAGUUCUGAUUCCUUCUGAGAGCAACCCUGGUGACCAGCACCAUCUCUGCUCCCUUUCCAGUCCCCUCCUCCUUCCCCAUCUGUCCAUCAUUCCCGUCCCGAUUCCCGCGAGAGGAUACGGUGGGCUCACUCCGCCGGCGAGGGCGAAGCGCAGAAAGAAGUGGCCGCGUGCAAGCUUCCUCCUGGCGUGGAAGGACUCUUUGCCACGCACUUCGAGUGAAGCGAGGAGAAACAGGAGGAGGCCACAAGAGCACAGGAUAGCUGUUCCCAAACUGCUCUUUAUGUUUAGGUGAGGAAGCAGAAGUAUCCAGAUAAGAUCAUUUAGCAUACUGCCUGUGAAUGAAAGGAGGCUUUUGCUAAAUUCUUGUUGCUUAAAUGGCGUCUGUUUAGGGAUCAUGCGCCAAGAAGAGGGUGGGAAGCCAUGUGUGUUUAUAUAUAAGCCAAAAAAAAAAAAAAAAAAAAAGCUUGGAUUCCAUGGGCCUUAUUGGUGGUGAACUAGAAUGAAAGGUCACUGACAAGUGAUGUAAGUACAUUAUGGCAGUGUUUCAUGGUGCGUUAGGGGCAAGGAUUCUUGUGCAUGUGUGUCUGUGUACCCCUGCACACGUGUUGUCUAUACACACCAGUAGUCCUGCCUAUUCGUGUGGAGAAGGCAGCCUUGACUCAUGAUAUUGUUUCUUUCAAUAUCCUUAAGAAACGUGCUUGUUUUGGCUUAUAUACAAACAGAGAUGGUCAUAUUUUAUCUGAAUUUUGGCUGUCUCACCCCUCUACCCUUCCUGAAUGAGGAAAAUGGAAGUUCUUGAUGGAAAAGUGUCUGUGGUUUACACAAAAACGUGGGUGAAUGAUCCUACAGAAGCAACGCGUAAAAGUAAUCCCUUCGUGGUUGCCAGUCCUUUCAGCCAGUUUUCGCCAAGAACUUUCCAGGAAGGCUAAAGGGAAAUGGGGGCAGCCAGGAUUCUUUUUGCCUGUACAUGAGAGCAGAGGAUUGUACAAGGCUCUCUGGAGCUUUUUAGACCCUCGGCCGGCCAGUUGGGGGUUGGGGGGGAGGAGCCAAGUAAGGCUUUGACGAACAGGGGAAUCGUUUAUGGUAGGGUAAGUGAGAGAGGGGGAUGUUUUCAAUGCUUUGAUCCCUUCUUACUUAACCUGGAGCUAGGAGAGCAGGCUUGUUCCUCCCCAAAUUGGCCACAACCAAUGCGGAGCAGUGAAGAGGAAUGAGCUUGCCCCAUGAGUACAGCUCGGGAGACACGGAAGCAAGGGAAGAAAUUUGGAAGUGGGGAGGGACUCCUCCUUGCUACCCAGUUGGCUCUGGCUCCCUGAGAAUGUGCCAUUGAGCCCAGUGGGGCUUCUCUGUAGAAGCCCCUCCAUCUUCCUGCAACACCUCCUUUCCCUGCCAGAUCGUCCCAUU
Phacochoerus africanus (Common warthog) is the source of this 6687-nucleotide messenger RNA. It is a transcript of the gene GRIN2B, whose product is annotated as glutamate ionotropic receptor NMDA type subunit 2B. Gene Ontology annotation, biological process: long-term synaptic potentiation; excitatory postsynaptic potential; monoatomic ion transport. Bases 691 to 5145 code for a protein of 1484 amino acids. The record is from RefSeq and is a predicted model, not a curated record. Gene Ontology annotation, molecular function: NMDA glutamate receptor activity; transmitter-gated monoatomic ion channel activity involved in regulation of postsynaptic membrane potential. The transcript has 14 exons. Gene Ontology annotation, cellular component: plasma membrane; postsynaptic membrane; postsynaptic density membrane. Lineage: Eukaryota; Metazoa; Chordata; Mammalia; Artiodactyla; Suidae.